GGCCAUCACUUCCCCCUGCCCCAUGGCGGCCAUCACGGAUCUCUCCUUUAUGUACCGCUGGUUUAAGAACUGCAAUGUGGUGCGUAAUCUCAAGGACAAGUAUGUCUUCAUCACGGGUUGUGACUCGGGCUUCGGGAAACUGCUGGCCAGGCAGCUGGUUGAUCGGGGUAUGCGGGUGCUGGCUGCAUGCUUCACUGAGGAAGGGGCUCAGAAGCUUCAGCAGGAGACCUCCUACCAGCUGCAGACCAUCCUAUUGGAUGUCACCAAGAGCGAGAGCGUCCAGGCGGCCACCCAGUGGGUGAGAGACCAAGUGGGCGAGCAAGGCCUCUGGGCCCUAGUGAAUAAUGCCGGUGUGGGCCUGCCCAGUGGUCCCAACGAGUGGCUGACCAAGGAGGACUUUGUGAAGGUGAUCAACGUCAACCUGGUGGGGCUGAUUGAUGUAACCCUCCACAUGCUACCCAUGGUCAAGAAGGCCCGGGGCAGAGUCGUCAACAUGUCCAGCUCUGGCGGUAUUGUGGCUGCCAUAGGUGGUGGCUACUGCGUCUCCAAGUUUGGUGUUGAGGCCUUCUCUGACAGCAUCAGGCGUGAGCUCCACUACUUUGGGGUGAAGGUGAGCAUCAUCGAGCCUGGGAACUACCGGACAGCCAUUCUGGGCAACAACGGCUUGGAGACCAACUUGCGAAAGCUGUGGGAGCGCCUGCCCCAGGAGACCCGGGACAGCUAUGGAGAGGAGUACUUCAUCACCUAUACGGAGAGGUUAACAAACACGAUGCGGUUGGCAGAUCCAAGGAUCAGUGAUGUCACCAAUAGCAUGGAGCACGCCAUUGUUUCCCGGACCCCCCGCAUCCGCUACAACCCUGGCUUGGACGCCAAACUCCUCUACCUCCCCUUGUCUAAGCUGCCCACCUCUGUGACAGAUUUCAUCCUGAGCCGGUACCUUCCAAGGCCAGCAGACAGCGUCUGAGUUGGGGAAGCCAAAGGGCAGUCAGUGGAAGGUGAAAGACCGCUGCGGGACA
Talpa occidentalis (Iberian mole) is the source of this 1016-nucleotide messenger RNA. It is a transcript of the gene SDR9C7, whose product is annotated as short chain dehydrogenase/reductase family 9C member 7. NCBI's taxonomy places the organism in Eukaryota, Metazoa, Chordata, Mammalia, Eulipotyphla, Talpidae. The record is from RefSeq and is a predicted model, not a curated record. The coding region runs from base 23 to 964 and encodes 313 amino acids. Gene Ontology annotation, molecular function: oxidoreductase activity. The transcript is spliced from 4 exons.